Molecule: messenger RNA, 3653 nt
Organism: Sesamum indicum (sesame)
Lineage: Eukaryota; Viridiplantae; Streptophyta; Magnoliopsida; Lamiales; Pedaliaceae
Source: RefSeq, a predicted model, not a curated record
AGAGAGAGAGAGAGGGACACUCACUGAGCCUGAGCCAUUUGCAUAGUAUCAGCUAUACAGUAUCUUGCAUAACAUUACACAAAAUACACGCUCACUCUUUCUCUCUCUCUCUCUCUCUCUCUACUGGGGCGACUGCUACCAGGUCGACCUUCGGUCGGGUGGACUAUAAAACAGAAGAAACCCACAACAGUCAUUUUCAUUUUCCUCUCACUUAUUUGCUGGUAGGAAUGCUGAGUGACAGCGAUUGGCCAAGAGAAGUUCGUAACUUUCAGCUUCUACUUACUGUAGCUGCAAAACCCUGAAGCAGAAGGAGAAAAGGAUAGGGCUUUUUUCCAUUUCUUGUGCUGGUUUAUUGGUUGUCUUACGGAGUUCCUGUUGAAGACAAAGAACUGGCGAAGUAGGUGUAAAAUUUUCUUGGGUUUAGAUGAUUAACGAUGAUGAGCUGAAAUUGGAUUUUUAUGGAGGGGGUCCAUUUUUUGUUUCUUUUUCUUUUUAGUGGGCGCUUGUGAAUUUAGUGAUAUCGUUUAUGAAGUAAAAUGCAAGUGAAGAUUUGAGAUGGGGAAGAGAAGUAGGGAGCAGUAGGCUGUUGGAGCUCAAAAUGGCCGAGCGUUUAGGGGUUGAUAUAGUGUGGAUACGAAGUGAGGGAUUUGUUUGAGGUGGGAGUUUUAAGCGAUAAUUCUGUUGCUCUAUACACAAAUUUGUAGCUUUAUCAUACUUAGAGUUUGACAAAUAUUUGUAUUUGAGUAAACCGUGGAUAAAAUAUGAAGCUUUCAACAUCAGGAUUGGGUCAGCAGUCUCAUGAAGGGGAGAAGAAGUGUUUGAAUUCUGAGCUAUGGCAUGCCUGCGCUGGUCCUUUGGUGUCGCUGCCAACAGUUGGAAGCCGUGUGGUUUACUUCCCUCAGGGACACAGUGAACAGGUUUUCUUGAAUGUUGCCGCCACAACUAACAAAGAAGUUGAUGCCCAGAUACCCAAUUACCCGAGCUUGCCACCCCAAUUGAUCUGCCAACUCCACAAUGUUACAAUGCAUGCAGAUGUUGAAACGGAUGAAGUAUACGCUCAGAUGACAUUGCAACCCUUGACUCCGCAAGAACAACAAGAUGCUUACCUUCCUGUGGAGCUGGGAACUCCUAGCAGGCAGCCAACUAAUUACUUCUGUAAGACUCUGACAGCAAGUGAUACCAGCACACAUGGAGGCUUCUCUGUUCCUCGGCGUGCUGCAGAGAAAGUUUUCCCACCUCUGGAUUUCUCUCAGACACCACCUGCACAAGAACUUAUUGCCAGGGAUCUUCAUGAUGUUGAAUGGAAGUUUAGACAUAUUUUUCGGGGUCAGCCCAAGCGUCAUUUGCUUACCACUGGCUGGAGUGUCUUUGUUAGUGCCAAACGACUUGUUGCUGGAGAUUCUGUUCUUUUUAUUUGGAAUGAGAAAAAUCAGCUUCUUUUGGGAAUCCGUCGUGCCACUAGACCACAAACUGUGAUGCCAUCAUCAGUUCUUUCAAGUGACAGUAUGCACAUCGGAUUGCUUGCUGCUGCUGCUCAUGCUGCUGCUACUAAUAGCUGCUUCACUGUUUUUUAUAACCCAAGGUGGGUUUACAUCAUUCUCUCGUUUUUCUUUUUCCAUCUGCUGACAAAACCUUGUCACAUCAGGGCUAGUCCAUCUGAGUUUGUCAUACCUCUUUCAAAGUAUGUCAAAGCCGUAUAUCACACGCGUGUUUCAGUUGGAAUGCGUUUCCGGAUGCUAUUUGAAACUGAAGAAUCCAGUGUCCGCAGAUACAUGGGCACGGUUACUGGCAUUAGUGACUUAGAUCCUGUUCGUUGGCCAAACUCUCACUGGCGUUCUGUAAAGGUUGGUUGGGAUGAAUCAACAGCUGGUGAGAAGCAGCCAAGGGUAUCUUUAUGGGAAAUUGAGCCUUUGACAACAUUUCCCAUGUAUCCCUCAUUAUUUCCUCUCAGGCUGAAACGGCCAUGGUAUCCCGGGGCAUCAUCUUUCCAAGAUGUUAGUAAUGAAGCAAUUAAUGGCCUGACGUGGUUGAGAGGAGGUGAGCAAGGGUUCAAUUCAAUGAACUUUCAGUCUGUGGGCAUGUUUCCAUGGAUCCAGCAGCAGAGACUUGAUCCAAUGGGCUCAAGUAAUGAUUUUGGUCAGCAGUAUCAGGCAAUGCUAGCGGGUGGACUGCAAAAUUUUGGAAGUGGAGAGUUACCAAAACAUCAAUUAAUGCACUUUCAGCAGCCUGUUCAUUAUCUUCAACAUUCAGGCAACCAUAAUCCUGUGUCACAGCAGCAGCAAGUAGUCCAGCCAUCAGUUUCUCCUCAUAUGCUUCCUGCUCAGACCCAAAUGCUGUCAGAUAAUACGCAGAGACCAGCAGAACAGCAAGUUGACAAUCAGUCACAAGAACAUCUAAAACAUCAUACUUAUCAGGAAGCAUUUUUGAUCCAGCAUGAUAAGCUCCAACAAAGGCAGUCAUUGGAUAUUCCAUCCCCAUCAUUUACAAAAUCAGAUUUUACAAAUUCCAACAGUAACUUUUCAGCACCCAUGACUCAUUCUAGCAUGCAAAAUAUGCUUGGUUCAAUUUGUCAUGAAGGAAGUGGUAAUCUUUUAGGUUUUUCAAGAUCUGGUCCACCAAUCCUUACUGAGCAGCCAACCCAACAGUCCUGGGUCCCAAAAUUUGCUCCGUCACCAGUCAGUGGUGGUUCCAAUUCAAAGCCAAUUCCACCUUAUUCUGGAAAAUAUGGUUCCAUUGAGCAGGAGAGUUGUAACUUGGAUGUGCAGAAUCAAGCUCUUUUUGGUGCUAAUAUCGACUCCUCGGGUCUCUUGAUGCACACUACCAUGUCAGGUAGUGGUACUUCUUCAGUUCAUGCUGAUAUGUCCUCUAUGCCAUUAGGAGCAUCGGGGCAUCAGAGUCCGCUGUAUGGCUAUGUGCAAGAUUCUUCUGAUGUGUUGCACAGUACAGGACAAGUAGACCAACCAACUCCAGACCAUACCUUCGUCAAGGUCUAUAAAACAGGUUCCGUUGGUAGGUCACUGGACAUCGGCCGGUUCAACAGCUAUCAAGAGCUGCGACAGGAAUUAGGUCAGAUGUUUGGGAUCAAAGGGUUGCUUGAAGACCCUCAAAGAUCAGGCUGGCAGCUUGUAUUUGUUGACAGGGAGAAUGAUGUGCUUCUCCUUGGAGACGACCCAUGGGAGGCAUUUGUUAAUAAUGUCUGGUAUAUCAAGAUCCUCUCUCCUGAGGAUGUGCUAAGACUGGGGAAAGAAGAAGCUGAAUCCUUGAGUAGAAGUGCAGUUGAACGGAUACACAGCGACGAGACCCAGAACCCGGUCUGCAGCCUACCAUCUCUCGGAUCUCUUGAAUACUGAGCAAAGUUCUAACUCUUUCUCAUAAAGUUCCUAGAAAUUGCUCGUGUAUGUUUGUUGUAAUUGGAUCCAUAGAAUAUAUCCGUUCUCAUGUUGCUUGAUGGGAGUUCUGUAUGACAUCAUAGGACAAGAUACAUUGUAACGACUCUCCCUUCUGGUGAAUGCUGACCUGAAAGAUCAUGAAUCUGCACAUCAGACUUUAAGAACCAGGAACUGUUAAGCUAGAUUUGAUACCUUGCUGUACUGUAAGCACUUGGUUGUUUCUACCUGAAGUUGUUGCCUUAAUGAGCUACUGUUUUCACGAGA